AUGGUCAAAGGUCGUGAAAUGGGUAGACGUGAAAUACCAAUAAAUUAUCAUUUAUCAUCUAUGCCAAAUACAUCAAGUGCAUUAAAAAUACCAAUAAAUUAUCAUACAUCAUCUCUAUCAAAUACAUCCAAUGUUUUUACGCUUAAUGAAAAAGCUAACCUUAUCAAUAGAUUUCUUCCAAAUAAAUGGAAAGUUAUUGAUAAGCUUAAUUCAGGAUUAUUUCGUUGCAUACAUUUACCUGAAGAGAGACUUGUUGCUAUAGGACAAGAUAAAAAUUUACGUUUUUAUAUUCGUCAACCAUUGCGUUAUCAGUUUAUCACUCAGGAACCUGUUCCAAAUAAUGGAUUUAUUACUGAUUUUGUUCGUAGUACAAAAGGUGAUCAAUUAGCAUACACAACCACUAAUGCAUACG
Messenger RNA from Loa loa (African eye worm), 412 nucleotides. RefSeq lists its product as hypothetical. The transcript is spliced from 3 exons. The annotation marks the transcript as partial. Lineage: Eukaryota; Metazoa; Nematoda; Chromadorea; Rhabditida; Onchocercidae. The record is from RefSeq and is a predicted model, not a curated record.